UUAAUUUGUGUAUUUACCGUAAAUUAAACCAAGGAUCAUAUUAAACACUUUGAAUCGUUUUGUUUUUUGUUUUCCUUCUCAUUCUGUUGCUAUUCAAGCUUUCCUUCUCUAUCUUUAAUCAUCAUCCUUUGUCAAAAUACUUAUAUUAUUGUGUCAUUUAUCAUCCUCCGCAUCAUCAUUAUCAUCAUCAUUAGAUAGUGUGUCAAUCAAUUCAAUAUCUACUAGGUGAUUUUGGACAAGAAUUGCUAUUGAUUGAUUUGUGUUUAAUUUUUUCUUGUAACUGUUUGCCUUUACAACAUACAUUAAUUGUUCUUCACUGUUCACUGUUUCUGUUGUCUCCAAAAUGAUGGUGGAAACAUUUUACACCGUUAUUAUCAUCAAAACACAUCAUUAACCUCAACUGUUUUCCAUUGUGAGAUUUACUCAUCUCUUCAUUAUCAAGGUUACAUUUGUUCAAAGGUAAAUUGUUCUAAUUGCUUGUCAAAAGGCAUUGUCACUCUUCAAAAAUGGUUAGUGGUGGAUCAGGUGUGUCUACAUCAUCAACAUCUAAUGCAACAUCUAAUUCAACAUCUGAAGCUUCAAGCGAGUAUCCAAAAGAACAGUUAGAGGCUGGCCGUGGGGUUAAGCGUUGCAAAAAUCCCUGUAAAAAUCAUUGCAAAAAUCCUUGUAAUGUCGUUAUCAUUGCGAAUCAUCAUUUUAAUAAUCAACAAACUUGUGUAAAUCGUAAUUACGGUGAUGAGGACUAUUGCCGGGCUAUACUUGCUUUUCUAUUUGCCUUUUUUGGAAUGGUCUCAAAUCUAGUUGUUCUAGCAGUAGUCCAUGAAAGGGUACCAAUGGACAUUACACAUCCUUUACCAGAUUUAGGAUUUGAUCUCCUGCCACGAAUAGACUGGACACUGGAUGUUGCUGAAUACAUAAUCAUUGUUGUUUCUUGUCUUGUUAUUUUUUUACUCUUCAUUCACAGAUAUAGAGUUGUAAUAUUGAAAAGAAUUUCACUGAUGAUGGGAAUCAUAUAUUUAAUUAGGGGUGUCUGUAUGAUAUCCACAGUGUUUCCACUGGCUAAUAGGCUUUAUCAUUGUGAACCUCAACUGCAUAAUGGAACCCAACCACUUGACAUCUCAUUUGGAGAAUAUGUGUCCAUAAUAGCAUCAAGAGUUGGAUAUAUGCUUUUAGGUUUUGGUUUGUCCAUUAAUGGACGACACAGUUAUUGUGGAGAUUACCUUUUUAGUGGACAUACAGUCAUUCUCACUUUAGGUUUUCUUGUUUUAAGAGAAUACCUUAUGCCAUCAAGAUGCCGAACAAUUGCUUGGAAACUCUUCCAUGUUUUGCUCUUCCUAUCCUGUUUUGGAGGUGUGAUAUGUGUGAUCAUUUCUCGAGGUCACUAUUUGAUUGAUAUCAUUUUGGCGUAUUACGUUACCACUAUGGUCUUUUGGAUUUAUCAUACAUUGGUUUAUAAUCACUCAUUAUUGACUUCAUCAUCAACUAAUUAUUUGUCUCGCAUUUGGUGGUUCCGUAUGCUUUUAUUCUUUGAAAAGGUUCAGAACUGUCGAAAUUUGAAUUGUGAUCACCCUCCCUGCCAAUCCUGUAAAUGUGAUUCACCUGUUCCUGUAAUACCAAGAUCUUUAGAAUGGCCUUUACCAUGGCCUCGCUUCCUUAGGAGAAGAAAAUUACCUGGUUCUCAGCAAAGACUUUUAACAACACAAGUUGCAUGAGUGAAGCUGCCAUGGUAAAGCGUAGUAAAUAAAAAUAUUGGAAGGAAAUAAACGAGAGCAAAAACCAAACAUAAAAAAGGAGAUGAAUUGAUGUUUCUAGUUGUAAAUGUAUUUUUUUAACCAAAGUGAAAUCUACGCUCAUUUCAUCAAAAUUCCAAGUAGGAGAAAAGAAAUUGCCCGAAGUAUUUGAGCUUUGUCCUUGUCCUCAAAUUUUGGUUGUUGGUCAAAGUUUAGUUCAGGUAGCCUAGGUUACUUUUCGGAUAAUUAUGGGACCAAAAACUAGUCCUUGAACACUACGCUAGAAGAAACCUGAAAAAUAACCUUGGCUACCUUUAACCUUAAAAAUUUUGACCAAUCAACAUUUGAGAACAGAGACAUGGCCUUAGGCAUUCUGUCAAUUUCCUUUUUCUCCUACUUAUUCUCAUCUUCUGUACUCUAAUACGAACUCAAUCCUCUUCAAAAAGACAACCUAAAUUCAAAUUAUUUCCUCAAGUUUCCUAAAUAAAUCAUUUCAUUUCUAUUUCUCCUUUG
Molecule: messenger RNA, 2243 nt
Organism: Tetranychus urticae (two-spotted spider mite)
Lineage: Eukaryota; Metazoa; Arthropoda; Arachnida; Trombidiformes; Tetranychidae
Product: phosphatidylcholine:ceramide cholinephosphotransferase 2
Biological process (GO): ceramide biosynthetic process; sphingomyelin biosynthetic process
Cellular component (GO): plasma membrane; endoplasmic reticulum membrane; Golgi membrane
Molecular function (GO): ceramide cholinephosphotransferase activity; sphingomyelin synthase activity
Source: RefSeq, a predicted model, not a curated record